Messenger RNA from Porites evermanni, 13026 nucleotides. Lineage: Eukaryota; Metazoa; Cnidaria; Anthozoa; Scleractinia; Poritidae. The record is from the annotation of a GenBank genome assembly.
GUGACUUUUCUCAUGAUAAGACGCUCAGUGCUUCUCGGCUGUGAGUAUCGCAAGAGGACAACGUAGUUGUAUUGCGAUAUCUCACUCGGCCUUGUUUGUGUGAUGGUGUCGAGGGUGAAAUUGCUGCAAGUGCUGUCCCUAAGUCAAAUUGUCCUUGGAAUUGUUGCCCUCUUCACAGGGAUAUCUUCUGUGAAUGUCACGACCUACUACAACGGAACGUUCGGAAUGGGAAUAUGGCUUGGUGUUUGGGUAUGUAACGAUCUGUAACCAUGUCAUAGUUACGAUUAUCAACACAGCUGCCUAUCAUUCUCUGAUGUAUAAUGACGGCUUCACGCAAAAUUAAGGUUAACUGCUCACCAUUACGUUAAAACAACAAGAAGUAAGAGCACAUGAGUUCAGAGUUUAUAUAGGAAAGGACUCUCAUAACAAGGGCCUUGAGGAAAGUAUUUUUCUCCGACUAAAACUAAUUGAUGUUUUCUUUCAACAGGCCUAGAAGCUAGAAAAUUCGAUUUUAACUAUUUGUAACAAAAACUGAAAACAGAUUAUUGGGGACAUAAACGAUACAAGAACUAGUUGUAUAUUGCCUUCUGAUUAAUACGAGCUACAGCUUUAUCGACGUAAUCUUUAUCUCGUCUAUCUUAAACCUAAACCCUUUAGUAAAAGGGGUUACAUCACGCUAUUUGCUGUCUUUUAACCUCUUAAAUCCCAAUAUCCACAUGCAAAUUCUCUAAACUGGUCUCUAUACAUUUUUAUAAAGAAUAAGUUGAGAGAAUUUGAUAAAAGAUCAGAGCAUUUCACCUAAGGUGAUUAUUAUAAUAAUUCUCACAAACUUUUUCUUGAUUGUAUAUUGAUAUUGUUUGGGAGAAAAUUGAUGUUUGUCAAUCUUAAACUUGACCUCGCAUCAAAUAUUGAAUCAGUUCCAAAAAUAAUGGUCCAGUUUUGUUUUCUCGGACUAUAGUAGGCAUUAAAACUGUUUUCGGUCGUCCGUUGCAACGUGGCAAGGCCCAAAGGAUGGACAUGGAUUGAAACUUGAAAAAGUUGGGCUAACUUUUUCAAUGAGUUUUAAUGCUGUGUCCACAAAAAUCACCAAGAAAUUAUUAUGGUUAGUGCUCCCUGAUGAAAUUUGAUUGAUGUCUUUUCCAUAAUCCUACGACGACGACUUCAAGAAAACAAUAGGUUUGAUGAUCAAAACAACUGCUCUGCACGUGCAUCACGCUUUUUAGUACAUUUCUUUGACGUCCACUGCACGACUACGACGUGAAACCUCCUAAUUUGACGUUUUAUGGAGGACGUGGACAUACUACGACGAAUUUCCCUUCAUCUUUUUGAGCCUGAAUAAAAUCCUUAAAAAUUCAACUCCAAGAAAAUAUAAGCGCUAUAUAAAUAUUCUAUUAUAUAUUUUAUUAUUAUAAAAGUCGCCUGCAUUUGACAUAUUGAACGGAUCCAAAUAGAUACGAUUAAGUUUGAAAGAACGCAAAUUCAUUUUUUUACCGACUGCCGUCGUCGUCGUCUUUGCUUAAGGUCCCUAAUGAUACAGCCGGGGCAUUGAAUGUGCAAAUGAAGUCUGUUUUGAAAAUGGUCUCCUGUUGGUCUCCUGAUUCAAGGGCGGUUUAUAUUCUAUAUUUAAUAUAAAAGACAAAAUGGACAAAAUCAUGCAAUAGCCACGUGACUAGGCUAGAGUGCAAUAAUUUCAUGGAUGAGAUGAUUUAGAUGGCUUAUUUGUAGGGACAACAGCAAAGCAAAUACUUAGCAAAAAAAUCUUAAGUCAAACCCCGUUAAUACCGACCCCCCGGAGGGCCGGGGCUAUAGGAAGUGUCCAUACUGUCAAGCCCCGAAUUACGGACAUCCGUUUAAUAUAUACGGACACCUCCUUAUUGCGCAUUUGAAUAUUUUAUGGAAUUUGCGCAUUAUAAAUGUUUUAUUAUUAUUAUGAUGAUAAUUGUUAUUAGUAGUUUUUAGAUGGUCAUUUUACGACAAUUCUCUUUCGUACACAAGAAGAAUGUACAAAGGGUAUAUAUUUUAAUAUUCAUUUAUAAAAAAUAUAUAUUAUUAUUAUUAUUAUUAUUAUUAUUAUUAUUAUUAUUAUUAUUAUUAUUAUUACGGAUAGUUUGCUUUGAGUCCCUGGGGAAAAAAGCCCUUACAUUUUCUCUAAAUUCAACCCGCUUAAUACGGACAUCCCACUGAUACGGACACUUUCUAUGGCCCCUUCGGUGUCCGUAUUAACGGGGUGUCCGAGAAAAUGUAAGAGCUUUAUUUCCCCAGGGGCAAAGCAAACUGUCUUUAAUAUUGAGGUGUCUGUGUACUAAGUGGGUGUCCGUAAAGCGGGGUUUUACUGUACUGUGUAUAAAAGGUUAGGGAUUGGACAUCAGGGCGGAGCCUCCCAAAAUAAAAGUUUGUUGAGCACCUCUCCCCCCUGCUUUAUGAGCUAUUUUUAGCUAUAAAGUGGAUAUACUUUGUUUACCAUCUUUUCAAAACACUCCACUGUUAUCCUGCAGCUAGGUGGCUGUGAAUGAAUGCGUGGAAUGCAAUAAAAUUACCUAUGAAAUGGGAUCUCGAGAGAGUGAACAUACUUCCGUGUCUGGUGAAUGGGGCUGAAUGGAGGAUGACCGGAUAAAACACACAAGGAUUGCUUAUUGAUAGGUUUGACCGUACCGCGGCCACGGAAAUGCGAACGCCAGGGAGCAAAAGUGAGCCAUUCUUACCGAAGUUUGGGAUUAGUCAAGCGCGAAAUGAGCUCUUUACAACAGAUAAAUCAUUCCAUUUAACUCUGCUGGAUACUGGCCAAGUUUGGCCCUUUCAUACUGAGAAUUGACAACAACGAUAGGGGAAGUUGAAAGGGCACGUAAAAAACAGACGUUUUUUUUAUUUUUUCUUAUAAUUUUUUUAAAAUGGAUGAACACUAGUGAGCAGCACAAAGCACUAGGGAAGAGGGAACACCCUCGAACCGUUUUUUUUUUUCGUGGCCUUUCAACGCACAUUUUGAUAAACUUUGUGAAAAUCAUCGAACUCUUGCAUUGGAUAGUAUUUUCCAAUUUUUUAUAACAGUGACAAGGGAAAGUAACUGUGAGGUUCAAGUGAACUACUCUGUUGAGUACGUAGGAAUGUGUGAACUAAUUACCACGGUCACUGCUUCACUGCUUCACCAUGCAUGGAAAUAGGGCGGAUUGGGGCCCGUUUCCCAGUCAAAAGUCCUGAUGAUAAACGGGUCCAAACACUGUUGUUUGUAUUGAAGACCGAGAUUUCAAAAGUUUUGCUGAUAUUAUGACACAACUUUUACUUAGCAAACAGUCAAGUUAACAAACUGGACUGGUUUGUUAGCUAGGCGCGCUUUGGUUCUUUAGAUUUUGAUUUGAAUAUCAAACUUUGGUUUUGGGCCCGAAAAGUUACCGAGACUUUCAAGAAAUGGCCCCCUGGUGUGCACACCAACAAAAGCAACAAUAAUCUUUAUUUGCAUGACUGUAACAAAAUGUUACAAUGUUGCAAAAGGAACUUAAAAUUUAUUAUCAAUUCGUUAAUAAGGCCUCUAGCUUGGCGUGACAUAAUCCUUGAGCUAAUACCUCUGUCUACAGGAAAACGGUAAAGGUUUAUCAAGCCAUUUAAAUCACUCUUCUAAAACUUUUCAAAAUACAUCAAAAUAGAUAAUUUUUAUUACUUUGUGUUCUGUGUGGUACGGUUGCGAUUACGAUGACGCCCAUGAUUACAUAAUGAUACUUUAAAAUGUAUCAAGCUUUCCAUACCCCUAGAAAACUCGAGCGGGAUUAACGUUAUGCCGCGUCUGAAACCCUCCGGCCCUCUUCUAAACGAAAGAAUAUGAUUUCAUACUCGAGUUCAGACACUUUAGUAGAAAGCACAAAGCCUUAACCAAUUUUAGACCAAAAAAAGCUCAAAAUCAUACCUUACGUAACAUAUUAAAAUAAGAGAAUACCCCCUGGCCAGGACAGGCUGGAGAACAAUGAAGCAUUCCUGUUCAAAUAUGAAUUGUCUUUUAAUCGUACUACAUCUCUCAGUGUUUUUCGAUAUCCAACCUUGCUUGUGUGAUGGCAACGAAGAUGGCAUUGUUGCAAGUGCUCUGCUUUAGCCAGGUUUUCCUUGGAUUUUGUGCCAUAUUUACAGGGAUAUCUACGAUAAAUGUCACGGAUUACUAUAGUGGAGUGUUUGCAAUGGGCAUAUGGCUGGGUGUUUGGGUAUGUAACCAUACAUGUUAUAGCAGUUACGAUUAUCAUUCAGUAGUAUGAUCAUUACCCAGAUAGUUUCUAAGCUUUAGCGUAAAGGUUUGUUAUCUUGGCUGCUAAUCAGUGGUUGCUUUGAAAAGGCAUCAGAGUAUCAGUCUCAAACGGCAGCCAGUUCAGUCGGGUAGACAGGGCGCAUAUAUCUAAUAGCAUGAUAGGCCUUGUCGAGUCUAUUUUUUCCACAUUGACUUUAUGAUCCUUAAGAGAUGUCAUGCAUUUUAUAAAAUAUUUUAAUCAACUGGUCUAGGAUAUAAUUUGAUUUCCAAAUUGAACUGGUAAACAGCUUCUCCAUGAAGGGUUACAUCACUGAAAAAAAUUGCUUUCCACAAGGUGUUCUCAGAAUGAGGUCAAAAAGAGAUUUUGAUCUCUCUUUCUCCCCUGUCUAAAAUUUUGGCUACUUUAUUUUCUUCACGGGUCGUCAUGUUACCUUUAUUACUUUCUCGUCAAGCAAAGACGUUGCGACCCUGGCGUGAAGGUGCACAAAGAAAAAGGAACAGAGUAGCACUUCCAAAUGCAAAAUUAUGAAAUCAUUUAGGAGUCUUUGCACAAUUGCUUAAUUUGCGAUCACAACUGCCACUGAGGCGAUAAUCUUUACUUUACCUUAUUUUACGUUCGAAGGGGUGUGAUGUAUAUCCACCACUUAAAGAAAAGGUCCCCAUGAUCAGACAUUUUAACGAUAAAUAUUCAGAAAACCUAAUCCGAGUGGUUGCUGAAUUAUGCCUAUUCCCCUUCAGGCAGUUGGUCUCAAGGUUUUGCUUACUAAAAUACGCCCUUCUCUCUUUACACUGUCAAAUUCUUUCAGCCUUUGGUAGAGGUCAAUUCUUAGCUAGGGACGGUAAACAAGUUUAGGAAGAGGUGUGUUUUGAUAGUAAGUUGUGCUGGCUGCUGUUAGGGUUUCUGUUGGGGUUUUUCAGUAAUAUUUUAACUUAUAGAUUACAAUAGUUUAUUUUUGAAUACAGCGACUUUCUGUGUUGUUCAAGAUUGUUUCACCAGAGCUUUAUAAGCAAACUGAAAAAACUAAACCGGCACUGUAGCAACAACAACAACUCUGCACGUGCAUCACCAAUUUUAGGGCAUUUCUUUCCCUCAGCGCACGUGUGUACCACGUGAAGUUUCCAAAUCGAACCAUCUGUGACGAAAGUGACGAAAAAUCUGUACAUUUGAAAACUUCACGUGAUAGGCACGACAAAGAGACGGACAGAUUCACGUGAUUCACGUGCAGAGUUGUUGUUGCUGCUUUUUUUUUCGUCUGUGUGUCACGUGUGCUAAUAAAAACGGCUUAUUCAAAGACCCGGAACACCCGAACACCCGGGACCACUCCCCAAAAAAACCACGAUAAUAAGCCAUAGCUAAUCAUGGUAAAACAUAAGUCAAAUAAAAGACCAAAAAAACCCUAACAGCAACAAAGCAGAGAAAUGUAAAAGAAUUUAGGACAAUCGUACGUAUGUUUGUCAGAAGCACAACUGAUCUAACCUACUCUGUAAAAUAAUUGUUUGUUGCUGCUGUUGUUGUUGUUGUUUAGUCAGGUUUAGUUUUUUUAAUUAUUUCUGUAGAGUCAAAAUCAUCACUGUUUGGAUGACUCUCUUAUUGCCACUAUCGUCCCAAAUGAUACAGGAUAAAUUGCCAUUAAGCGGUGCAUUGGAAAAUAAUGAAUCCUGACUAACAGUAAAGGAACGCUUGAUGCACGCCGAAGAGGGUCUGCGGGGGAGGCUAGACAAACAGGGCUGUUUCUCUCUCCUCCAGGAAGAGAUUCUCGCUGGGUAUCCCAAUAAAAAUCUUCCCAUCGAGCCCCGCGAGCUUUCUUUUUCUUUCUCACCAGCCUCCCUACAACUCAAAGAGGCCUCCGGUGCGGAAGAGAGAGGGGCUGUUUUGGGGUUGGCUCAUUUCAAAACACAAAAACAGUGUUUCAAAAUAGAGACACAACUGGAGAACUCUACAUGUUUCAUUCAAAGUUCGUACUAUUCUCGUGACAGCAUAAUUUAUAAAAAUGACAAAGAGGUAAAUUCCCCUGAAAGUGAAAGUCGGAAACAAAAGAAGGAACGCCUGAUGGCAGGUUUAAAAGAGGUCUAUUUAAUUGGUGGGCUUGCAGCAGGAAUGCAGCCUUCGAUAAACGGGGAGGACUGGGCUCCUCAAACCCAAAUUAGUUCCGCAGUUGCUUCAACGCCUGCUUCAGCACGUACUAUUUUUAAAACAACAUGGUGAUCGGAAGUGUGUCGUGGUUUUGUAUUUGCUCGCAAUAUCUGGCUUUUCUUGCAUAGACAUACUCCAUGUGGAUUUUUGUGAGUAGUUCAGAUGGCUACAAGUGCGAAAACGCUAAGAGUUCUCUCGCCCUGUCAUGUUAUUCUUGGCAUUCUCGCCAUUGUGAUAGGAAUUGCUUCGAUGAAUGUCACGGAGUACUACAUUGGAGUCUUCGGAAUGGGAAUUUGGCUUGGCGCUUGGGUAUGUAAGCUUAUAAAGCGCUACAAAUAUCCAUAACAAUGCUAUGGAGCUCGUAUGACGGCAAUGUCUUGAGAUUUCUGUGUGUCGACCUCCAAGUUGGAGACUAUGUUUCCAUGAUGCUUCCUAUAUUAAGCAUAUGUUUGAUCUGAAAAUUCAUGCAUAGUCAUCUGAUUGUGCUGAGACAGAAUCAUAAAGACGAUCUCAUAGUUGUUAUUUAGGCACGGACUCUACAUCUUGUGCGUACUUUUAGCUUCUUUUUCCGGUUGUUAAAAUAUACGCUUAUAAAGCACUUUGAUCAUCUUUCAACACGAAUUUAAGCUUGAUCUUUAUAAAUUUAUCCAAAACUCCAAAUUUUGUUCCGUGAUUCAGCAGUGUUUUUGUUUUUGUUAAAUUCACGUUUGGCUUGAAGUAUUGUCAAAAUUAGCCUUGAAUAUCACCCACAGAGAACACAACGCUACAGCUAGCUUCUUUUGUUUUUGAACAGCUGUAGUUUUUGCUUGAAAAGUUAUAGUUGCGUUUUUUAUUACAUUGCUUCAACAUGGUAAGGCCUUUGAAAAUAUGUGUAAGCUUAUCUUUAGUUGAUGUCAAGUUCAGUUUUGAAUCCUUCUAUUAUUCAGCCACAAAUACUUGAUUUUGAGGUAACGCCAUGCAAAAUUGGAAACAAUAAUUUAACUUAUGCAUGUUACGUCAAACCCUUCAGUUUGUUUCAGUCACGUAGAACAUUGAACCCAAUAUUUUGCAAAACUGUUACAAUAUUUCCCCUGACAGGUUGACCUGUCUACUUGUAGCAUUCCUCUCUUACAUACAUGACAGUAAAGGUGCAAUUUCACAAUGUUAGCUGGUGAUCAGUUAGAGGAACUUGCUGGCUUGGAAUUUUUUAAAUUCAUUUACAGUGAGGUUCAUAUUUAUCGUGAAUAAUUUAUAAAUAUUUUUGAGCCACCAAAAAAUGUAUACAUAAAAUGUACACUGUUUACGUGUUUUUUUUAUUAUUACUUUGUAUUUUUUGUUAUGUUUUCUGUAACUUAAUUCAGUCGAGUUCACCUUGCAGAACUUUCAGAACAAAGCGUACUGACAGUUUUUGUAAUUUUUUUAAAAGCAGUGCCCAGAACUGCAAGUUUUCUCACAAUCCUAUCUGCAACUUGUCACAGGGGCCAAACUUUACAGUCUUCAUGAAUGAGCAUCAUAUACAAACAAUACAAUAUCUCCAUUGGUUUACAUGAUAAUUAACUCAAAUAUUUUCAUGCAAGUUAAGCUGUUUGGUGAAGCGUUAAUGUCAAACUCUAUAAAUUACAGGUUCAUUAAUCUCUUAUAAUUGCAGCUGAAAUUAAAAAUGUUCUUCAAAGUGAAGUGACUGCAAUUGGUUGCCAUGGAAUUGCAGUAUUAAUAUCUAAACAAAUAAAUGGGAUUUAGGUGUAUAUUAGCUUGUUAUGUGCAGUUUUGACCUAGUACGACUGCAGUCUAUAUUAUGUAAUUUUCUACUGACGUCACAGUAUUACUCAAGGUUGACCACAAAAACCAAAACAAUAGUUUAUUUAUUUAUUUAUUUUAAACCAAUGUGUUGUUGUUUCCUUCAUUUUGCCUGCCCAUGUUAAGAGAAUCAUUAAUUUUAAUGAAAAGCAGGUCAAGCAGUCAAGAUAUUAGCAUAUAUUACUUUUCUCAUCAAAUGUGGUUUGCCAUAAAAUAGAACUUAACAAAGCAAUUUAAUGUGCUCUUAUGUUACUUGAGGGUAAUGAUAAAUACACACUUUAAGGACAUGCUUUUCAUAAUUCAUUGAAAAUGUUGAGGAAAAUUCAGUUCAAAAAAUAAAGAAUUAAUUUGAUCAUCUUUGUGAAAAGUUUUUCGGAAAGCAAUUUUUUAUAGAGGUUGUUUGAUAUUUACUGGCCUGCUUUUUCAAAGAAAUACACUGUGCAUGUUUCUAUGUGUAUGUAAGAACUGCAUCAAAUUUAGUACACUUUUUAUAUUAAGUACAGAAAAUGGUUCAAGUUUUGAACUUUUUGAUACUGCAACUAUGGAAAUCAUUGGCUUUACUUCAGAAACAAUCCUUUGCAUCAGUGAUGCAAACAGCCUUAAUUAAUUGGGCAGUUUCCUUCCAUACUUUUUCUGGGAUCAUGAAAUGCUCACUCUGUAUUGGAUUCUUUUUUGUGGUGGCACAAAAAUCAAUCCAGUAUUGUAGUGUGGAAACAUGCAGUGUGUUCUCCAUCUCUGCUUGCCUUCCUCCCUUUGGGGUCAUCCACUAGAUUAGCCUUUGCUAAUUGGAUGACUUCAACUCGCUCUCUACUUGAUGUUACUAUGAUUUUUAUUCCUUAUUUAAAUUGUAUUAAUUGUCCAUGUAAAUUUAAUCUGUAUUUUCAUAGAAGUAUGUUGAAUUGAGCAAGUUAAAUAAAUCAUCUAUCUAUCUAUCUUGUAUGUAUUUUUAUAUUUUUUUUUUUUCAGAUUCUUCUGACAGGUCUGGCUGGGAUGGCAAGUGCAGCGAAGCCAGGGAAUUAUUGCAGGGUAAAACAUUAAUUACACAUGACUGUAUAGAUUCAAGUAAUAUAUGAGCAGGCACUCAAGGCUUACAUGACUAUAUAGGAAGAUUGUAUCGUAAAUGAUCAAUUAAUUGCCUUGGUGCUUAUUUCAUUUUCCCUGUUACGGGUGGGGCGCUUAUACAAGAGAGGCGCUUAUUUCAGCCACAGUUCAUGCCAUUUUGGAUGUUCACAUGGUAUCAGAUCGAUUUCUGUGCUGGCAGUGGGAACAUCACAGCCUAAUUACUGUCAUGACUUUGUGCGCCAAUAAGCAGGAAUAUCAUAAGAAGAAAUUGGAUCUGGUACUGUAGAGGUCAUUUUGUUUUCUUUCCCCUGCUAGCACCUUUUAUCCACCUUAGCCCUGCAUACUCUUGUAAAUGUCAGGUCAAAUUUCACUGCAGAGCCCAAAGAAGGUGGAACACUUUAGAUCUCCAGAAAAUUGACUGUUCAUGCAGUGGUCCACUUCAGGAAAAAACUUUAUACAUGUGCAGUCUACUCUCUCUCACCUCUGUAAAGCAGACACUCAGAGAUGGUCCCUCCCUUUCUUUACUCCCUUUAUUUGACUCUGUGUAAGACGGACAUCUGUCGAAGACGGACACAUACUGCAGGUCCCCAAGGCAUCCGUCUCAGAAAGAGUUGACUGUAUUUACCCUGCUUUAUGGACACUCACUUAAUACAGACACCUUGUUAUUAUUGACGCUUUUCUAUUAUUUUUCCCUGGGGAGAAAGCCCUUACAUUUUCUCUAAAUUCAAUCCACUUAAUACAGACACACCUGUUAAUCCGGACAACGGACACUUGUUUCUUACCCAAUCAACCUCACUAAUGCGAACACAUCAUUAUCAACCUUCUGCAGUAACAGAUCUUGCCUUUCUGAAUGCAAAAUAAUCCUUCAGUUUACAGCCUUUCAAUGUUCCCAAUGCUACAAUACACCAGAUAGGAUGAUUUGUAGUUGUCAAUUUGAGACUAUUUUGGCAUCCUUCAAGUUAAGCAGAGAAUUGUUUAUAAGAAAUAUAUAGAUGAGAGAUUUUUGAGUGCUUCUGUGGAUUUAGUCCACAGAAUAGCAGCUUUGAGAAAGUAAUGUUCUCUUUCAUUGGAGCUUACUCAGGCCUUUUGGUAAAGCUUGUAAAUAAAUAUUUAAAGAAAGAAAUGAAUAAAAGUUGGAUGUAACACAAAAUACUGUAAGAUUGAUAAUGCAAGUUUUACCUCCACUCUUCACAGAUUGGCACAUUCCUGGGCUGCUGUGUGGUUGCCAUUGUUAUCCUAACGAUUUGCUCCAUUUUAAUUGGCACUGUGGUCUUGAAGCAUUUCCAGUUUGAGUCGUCUGUGACCCGUGAUUAUUACAAGGGCAAAGGUGUCUUUGGCAGAGAGAAUCAUGAAGAUUACUAUAAACCAGACCAGUACUUUGUGGACAGAAAUAAAGAAGGCAGGGUUGGAUUAGCCGUCUACAGUUGUCUGCUCGUCGUCAUCAUAGUCGACGUUCUAUUAAAUGCAGUGUCAGUGUAUGUUUGCCGUGAUCUUGCUUCCAGCAAUGGACAGGUAAUAUUAGCAGUUUACUCAUUGGGGAAAUAUCUUGUUAAUAGUUAGGAGAUACAUGUACUGUGUAUGUCACAAUUUCUAAAACACAGAGGAAUCUUAGAGUACAUGUAACCUGAAAAAUAGUUUAGUUCUAUUUGAAAUUACUCUGCGGCUAUACAUAAACUGCAAGUGUAUGUCUUUGGCAUUCUAUGACCAGGAUGCCAGCAGAUUGCAAAUUGAGAACCUGGGUCAACCAUUUCAAGUUAAAUUCCUGUGCAUGACCAAAACUGAUAAUGCUUUGUUUUCUCUUUAGUUCAAUCAUCUGAUAUACUCCUUCUUUUAGAGUAUGAAGAACGAUGACUGAGUGUGCUUAGUUCAAAUUUCAGUUCAGCUUUGACAAAAAAUAUAGAACUCACCAUGACACAAACCCUUGAAUUGCCAAUUUACUAAAACUUUUACAAGUGCAAUUUACAAUACAGUAUAUCUGUUGUUUUCAGACGCUAACACAAUGGCUACACUCGUAAAUUGCACUUGUAAUUAUUGACCCCUGGAUCUACAUUUUUGAUAAAAAGUGAGGGCCAUGAGACACUUUUGUCUUGUGUAUUUAUUUGUAGCAGGUGACCUGUGCUCUGACCUGUAUUCAGUACCAACAGGCCUAAAACAGUGUGGUUUUAGUUAUCUACAUUGUACAUGUACACCAUGAAAAAAGUUCGCAACAUAUCAGUUGUGGCUCAAUUUUAUCCUUGGUUUAAUUCUAUUUCCGUUUGUUUGAAAGUCAUUAUCAUACAUUUCUAUGCCCCAAAACAAAGGAAAAUAAAAUUUAAACCAAGGAUAAAAUUUAACCACAACAUAUCCACCACUUGGUAGGAAGGGGUGUGGUCAUGAUUCUUGUAUAAACUCUGUUCAGUUUUCAGAUGAUUUUCUCCUAAAAUAUGCUGUCCUUUUUUUUUACCAUGACUGUAGGCGACCAAUGCGGGACAAAACAAUCGCCGUACCAGGUCCGCAGCAUCAGGCCGAGGCCAUAUAAGUAGUGGUACAAUUCCUGUUGCGGAGCUUGGACUGACCAGGCAGACCUGGGCCGAGCUAGUGUUUCCAGGAACACCUGGGACGAUACAGCCGAUUCAUUUGAUCCAGAACUCAGAUUUUCAAUUUUAUACUCCCUAUAAAUUACCGGUAAGUUUCGUCAACUUGACCUAGGCCUCCCUCCCUUUUUUACUUUUCUUUUAGGGUCAAAUUUGUCUCGUGAUUUUGGGUCAGUCAGUCGGUCAUGAUCAGAUGGGAAAAAAUAUUGUUGCAAGAAGUUUGGGAAUAGGAGGGACUUGAACUGUGGGAUUUGAGCUGUAGAAGAAAGUGUGUCGUUUUCUCAGUUAUUAAAGUUAAAAGUAGUAGCUAGUGAUACGUAAUCCUGUUACAAUGCUUGAAUUUUUCAGAUUAAAAGAAUCAAUUAGAACGUAUGUAAUAAUAACUACAUUGUUACUUUUUUUGAGAAUGCCAAAAAUUAGUUUCAAUCGGACAACGCUGAAUGGAGGAAAAAAAGGGCAAUGGCCUUAACCCAAGAUCUGAGUAGUUAUUCUUGGCUGCUAUGCAUUUUAUUGUGCAUUAGUUGAGAGAAUUUGGAGUUAUAUCAAUAUGGCAUCCCUUAGCUGGUACAUUUUCCCAUUCUUACCACCUAUGUGUUGGACAAUGCAUAGGAUAUAAAAAGGAGAAGUUAUAUGCCGAUCACUUCUGGGAGUUAAAGGGUUACACUUAAGAAAUAACAUGUUUUUCGGCAUUGUGCUUGCAAGUCAGCAUAAUUUUUGUUUGUUCGUUUUUUUCUCAGAAUUACGCUGAACUGUACCCUGAUGGACUCACUAAUCCCACAGUCGCCCCGAAUGAGCAGACACUGGUAACUAAUGUCCCGGAUGAACCACCACCGGAAUACACCCCGACAGCAGAUGCUACGUCACUUCCUGUUUUCUCGUCAACGGAAUCACAGGAACGUUCCGAGAUAACAGAACCGGCUUUAUCGCAACAUACGGGAGCUUCCACCCCAGUUUUGUCGCUUCAUCCGGGAGAUUUAGAAGCUCCGGUGUCAGUAGGCUCAACACCAUCGACAAGUUUAGACAAUAACACAACAAUUGUUCAAAUAAGUUCAUUGCGUCCUACUUCAGUAAUAACAGAUGUAUCCAUGCGAGGUAGUCAAAUCUCUGAGGAUAGUCAUUCGUCAGGAUCGCUGCCAAAUUUGGUAGAAACGGAUGAAUCAGAGGACUUAGAUGGAACUUUAUCAGUUGAGUCACAAAACAGACAAAGUGAAGCUAUGAACUCUGAAAGAUCUUCUGAAGUGUCAGAAACAAGAUAG